AGGAGGAUGAAGACGCUGGUGGUGUUCCUGCUCCUCAUGAACGUUUCCCAGCAUGCCUCGGCUCUGGAGGUGUAUGAGGGGGUGGAGUCUGUCCUGCUGCUCUGCAAGGGCACCUCUGCACUUCGUGACCCCACUCUGGUGUGGACUUGCCAUGACCUCAGUCUUCCAGUCGUCCACGAGCGUAAUUAUGCUGGAGAUGAACUGAGAGACCAAAACCAGCGUUACAGGAGAAGAACGUCCAUGAAGACGGACUCUCUGAGGACCGGAGACUUCAGCCUCACUCUGAGGAACCCCAUCACCUCUGACAGCGGCACCUACACCUGCACCGUCACUGCAUUUGGAAACACACGGACACUGACAGAAGUAGAGCUGCAGGUCAAAGUGUCCCACCAAGUCUUCACCCUGCAGGUGUACGAGGGGGCGGAGUCAGUCCUGCUGCCCUGUCAGAUCCCGUUUGUAUCUGGACCCACCACAGUGGUGUGGAGCCGCUACGACCUCAAUCCUCCAACCGUCCACCAGCGUCAGCAGGAAGAGGACGAGCUGACAGAUCAAAACCAGCGUUACAGAGACCGAACAUCCAUGAAGACUGACGCUCUGCAGACUGGAGACUUCAGCCUCACUCUGAGGAAACCCCACAUCUUUGACAGCAGCAACUACACCUGCACCAUCAGAGUGACGGGAGAAGAACCCAGACUGACAGAUGUUCAGCUGCAGGUCAAAGAGCCGUACACUUUCCCAGCCGAGGCCUCGGUGAUCCUGGCUGUCCUGGCCGUCGCUGCUAUUGUGGGUCUUGGAGUAUAUUUAUGGAAACUCUUCUACAGAGUCCCCCAGGUGGAGGUGGAUUCAGGGGUGGAGUCUGUCCAGCUGCCCUGCAAAACCACACUUCACCUGCCUGAAGACGCUAAAGUGGAGUGGAUGGACAGUAAUUUUGAAAAGGUCCACGUGUAUAAGAACGGCUCUGACCAGCCUGAAGAACAACACCAGGUUUACAGAGACCGAACGAAGAUGAAUGAAGACCUGCUGAAAACUGGAGACCUCAGUCUGACCCUGAAACACCCCACAGAUGGAGAAGCAGGCAAAUACACCUGCACCGUCUACAACAAGGAGAGAAAAAUCCUGCUGAAGAAAAGGGUGGAGCUCCAGUUCAAAGUCCCCCAGGUGGAGGUGGUUACAGAGGUGAAGUCUGUCCAGCUGCCCUGCAAAACCACACUUCACCUGCCCAGAGACACAAAGGUGGAGUGGAUGGUCAAAGGCUCCAAAAAGGUCCACGUGUAUCAGAACGGCUCUGACUGGCCUGAAGACCAAGACCAGAGUUACAGAGGCCGAACAGAGCUGAGGAGAAACCUGCUGAAAACUGGAGACCUCAGUCUGACCCUGAAAUACCCCACAGACUGGGACACAGACACCUACACCUGCACCGCCUACAACAACAGGAAGAAGAUCCUGAUCAAGAAGGAAGUGGUGCUGAAAGUCAAAGUCCCCCAGGUGGAGGUGGAGUCAGGGGUGGAGUCUGUCCAGCUGCCCUUCAACACCACACUUCACCUGCCUGAAGACGCUAAAGUGGAGUGGAAGGACGAUUAUACAGGUUAUAGGAUCAGCAACAGGAAGGUCCACGUGUAUGAGAACGGCUCUGACCAGCCUGAAGAACAGCACCAGGUUUACAGAGACCGAACGAAGAUGAAUGAAGACCUGCUGAAAACUGGAGACCUCAGUCUGACCCUGAAAUACCCCACAGAUGAUGACAACUACACCUACACCUGCACCGUCUACAGCAGGGAGGGAAACAUCCUGCUGAAGAGAAAGGUGGAGCUGAAAGUCAGAGUCUGUCAGGUGGAGGUGGAGGAGGGGGCGGAGUCUGUCCAGCUGCCCUUCAAAACGAUAGGUGACCUACCUGGAGAUGCUGAAAUGGAGUGGAAACGUAUUAAACCAGAACCAUCAAUUAUGGCGCACCUGUAUGCAAACGGCUCUGACCAGCCUUACAGGCAGCAGCAGGUUUACAGAGACCGAACGAAGAUGAAUGAAGACCUGCUGAAAACUGGAGACCUCAGUCUGACCCUGAAAUACCCCACAGAGAGAGACAGUGGAGAAUACGUCGGUAGAGUUGACAAAAAGGAGGGAAACGGUUGGAAGAUGUACCGAAGGAAAACAGUGCUGCUCAAAGUCAAAGGGAGAGUUCAGGUCCAGGAUCAAACAGGGGACAUCAGGAACAGAAGCAACAGCCUCACUAAGCCCCGCCCUCUUCAUUCACCUGCUCGUCCCAGUCGGGCUCACGGGGGCGGCGGUCUCAGCGCACACGCUCACACCUCUUUCCACGUCCUCCAGCUCUUCUGGGACGCUGAGGCGUUCCCCGAUGAGUCGACAGACUGA
Messenger RNA from Oreochromis aureus, 2367 nucleotides. RefSeq lists its product as uncharacterized. The coding region runs from base 7 to 2367 and encodes 786 amino acids. Gene Ontology annotation, biological process: cell surface receptor signaling pathway; T cell costimulation; negative regulation of T cell proliferation. The record is from RefSeq and is a predicted model, not a curated record. The transcript is spliced from 10 exons. Gene Ontology annotation, cellular component: external side of plasma membrane. NCBI's taxonomy places the organism in Eukaryota, Metazoa, Chordata, Actinopteri, Cichliformes, Cichlidae.